Molecule: messenger RNA, 737 nt
Organism: Tripterygium wilfordii
Lineage: Eukaryota; Viridiplantae; Streptophyta; Magnoliopsida; Celastrales; Celastraceae
Exons: 2
Coding region: 149-628 (159 amino acids)
Source: RefSeq, a predicted model, not a curated record
UAAUCCAAAGCCGCAUCACUUUCUUUGUUGACCUGACCGACUCUAACACAAAAAGCUAGCUGCUGCUUCUCAUUUUGUUCAUAUUCACUCUUGCAGCUUGUCAUCAUUUUAAAUAUUUGAUUUUUCAACAGAAAAUUAAUAAUUAAAGAUGCAUAGAUCGGCAAGUUGGAUGCGAUUCUCGUCGUCAGAUGAGUACUACAUGCACUCAUCAUCACCGGUGUCUGUGAAAACGUCGUCGUCUUCGAUGGAAGUCCAAAACGAGCUACCCAUGUAUGAUCCGGACGUCGAGAUGGCUCAGAAGGAGAAGUCCCGCACCAAGUUUGCAGAGAACGCUGUGCACGUUAUUCCUUUUGUGCUCCUACUCUGUGCCUUUAUUCUCUGGUUAUAUUCCAAUCCAGAUGUUGGAGUGGGAAUAAAUGAGAUAAGGCCAGACUCGGCAGCGGCGAGAUCAGUAGAAGGAUUGACGAUUGAAGGAAAUAUAGACACAGACAGUGAUGGAACUCAAACAGGCUUCUUACCAAUUGAUGUGGAAGAUGUGGGCGGCGCCAAACAAAGCAGGAGGGAAUAUCGUAAAGCUUCAAGAAUAUUAAUGAACCAGCGUAUUAGAAUCAAAGAUUAUCCUCAUUAGUUUAAGAUUAGAAUUUUAUUCCAAUUUUAAAUUGUUUAAUUCAUUGUAUUCGGAUAUUCUGCUUAUUAUGUUGUUAAUGUUUGCUAAUGAUCAAGUUCAUGAUUAUUGC